Messenger RNA from Psilocybe cubensis, 573 nucleotides. RefSeq lists its product as uncharacterized. Bases 1 to 573 code for a protein of 190 amino acids. The transcript has 3 exons. The record is from RefSeq and is a predicted model, not a curated record. NCBI's taxonomy places the organism in Eukaryota, Fungi, Basidiomycota, Agaricomycetes, Agaricales, Agrocybaceae.
AUGAAACGUAAAAUCCAGGAAGCCUUGCAAACUACAAAUGCCAUGAAGCGGUCCAAGAAUGAAGAAGAAGUUUUCAGAAAGGAAACCACCAUUACCGCGGUUUCGGAUGAACUUGGCGGGGCCUUCACUGGUUUGAAAUCUCUUGAAGGCUCAAAAGUGACCGUGCUUAAGCGCAUAUGCGAGACGUUCAAACUUCAAGUUGCGAAGAGCGGUGGAAUCCAUCGACCUGCCCAUAUCAAACAAGACUAUAUCAACAGCAUCUUGAAACACCUGUUGCUACUGGAGGAUGACAGCAACGAGGCUCAAGAUUCCCCAUUAUUUGACAUGGACGUCGACGAUGACAGUAACAUCCAACGGAUCCCACAGGCUUUUGUUAAAGUUAGAGUCUACAAGAAUCUGCGCGAUUACUCUACGGAAUAUCUCGCUGAAGUGAUGGUGGAAUACAACAAUAACAUUGGGGUUAUGAUAGACGAUUUGAAGGUCACACUGGGCUCGGAUUCAAUCCAGGUAAGUCCUCCACCGACCUGGACGAGAGUACCCACCAAAAAUGGGGCAGGUCGUACACCCAAAUAG